AAAGUAAUCCACUAUUCAACUCUGCUUAGAUCGAUCCAUUUCUCGUUAAAAUGGAUCGGUUUUUGAUCGUACUCGUUGCAAUUUUAGGACUUCCCAGGUUAAGCUACGGUGAAUCGGUGAUGAAAUAUGGAGCGGUCGGGGAUGGAAUUGCCGAUGAUACAUCUGCGUUCCAAAAGGCGUGGGAGGACGCAUGUAAGGGAAGCUCCAAAAUGGGAAGUGUAAAUGUACCAGCAGGGAAGGUGUUCCUCCUCAACUCCCUUCACUUCACGGGUCCUUGCAUACCCAAACCUCUCCUUUUCAUUAUCGAUGGAGAGAUGAUAGCGCAGAGUGAUCCACGGAAGUGGGAAAAUGGUGAGAACGGGGUAAUACCAUGGCUCAUAUUCGAUCAAGUGGAUGGACUUGCAAUCGUAGGGCGAGGCUUGUUGGACGGCCAAGGCAAAUCAUGGUGGGAUAUUCAUUGUAGAGACCAUCCCGGACCCAACUGCAUCUGGCUUGCACCAACGAUGAUGACAUUUAGCAACUGCGGAAAUGUAACAUUAAAGAGUUUGAGAUUCAGAAAUAGUGCACAAACACAUGUUCUUGUGAUGGGAAGCCAAAAUGUGUAUAUAAAUGAUAUCAAAAUAACCUCACCGGAGGCUAGCCCUAACACCGACGGUAUUCACAUCACAUCUUCCACUGCCGUUUCUAUCAAUCACUCUGACAUCGCCACUGGUGAUGAUUGUGUGUCUAUCGGAGAUCAAGUGAAUAAUUUGAAUGUUACUUUUAUGAAUUGCGGACCUGGUCACGGUGUGAGCAUUGGGAGUUUAGGUAGAGGAGGAACAGAGGUAGCAGUGGAAAACAUACGUGUGUGGCACGUUAACUUCACGGGAACAACAAACGGAGCUCGAAUCAAGACGUGGCCUGGAGGAACUGGUUACGUCCGAGGAAUCGAGUUCUUCGACAUCCGUUUCUCGUCUGUACAAAACCCCAUCAUCAUUGACCAGUUCUACGGUUGUGCCCCUAAAUGCGUUGAGACUAGAAAGGCAGUUCACAUAGAGAAAGUGAGAUACAUGAAGAUGAGUGGAACAUCGGCGACAAAGGUGGCUAUGAAGCUCGAGUGUUCAGGGGAGAGUGUCCCAUGUUCCAACCUUUUGAUGAGAGACAUUGACUUAUCUCCAGCCGAUGGCAUUGAUUCUGUCUCCUCUCUCUGCUCUUUUGUUCACGGCUCCGCACAAGGCCUCAUCCGACCUUCUUCUUCCACUGGUAUUGCAUAUGUUUCAACUGACUCCAAUCAGAUCCAGGGUUUGAAACCUCUUGAGGAGCCUGCCCUUGUCAAGCUUAAAUCUGAGCGAGAUCCCGAGAAGCUAUUCAAGCUCUUUAAAGCUAAUGCCACUAACCGUUUGGUGAUUGAGAAUCGAUUUGCUUUUGAAGAUACGGUUUCUAGAUUAGCUGGGGCAGGUCGGCUUGAUUUCAUUGAGGAUCUGCUUGAGCAUCAGAAGACACUUCCACAAGGUAGGCGCGAGGGUUUCAUUGUUAGGAUUAUUAUGUUGUAUGGCAAGGCUGGAAUGACGAAGCAAGCACUUGAUACUUUCUACAAUAUGGAUUUAUACGGUUGCAAAAGAUCUGUUAAGUCCUUCAAUGCCGCUCUUCAAGUCUUAUCUUUCAAACCUGAUCUCCACACCAUCCGGGAGUUCCUUCACGACGCUCCAGCAAAGUAUGACAUUGAUAUUGAUGCAGUUUCUUUUAACAUUGCCAUUAAAUCUUUCUGUGAGCUGGGUAUUCUUGACGGGGCGUAUAUGGCAAUGAGGGAGAUGGAGAAAUCAGGGUUAAAACCAGAUGUAGUUACAUAUACUACGCUUAUAUCGGCGUUUUACAAGCACGAGAGGUGUGUGAUUGGAAAUGGAUUGUGGAACCUUAUGGUCCUCAAGGGCUGUAGGCCUAAUCUCACCACUUUUAAUGUUAGGAUUCAGUUUUUAGUCAAUAGGAGACGAGCUUGGGAUGCAAAUGAUCUGUUGCUGUUGAUGCCAAAACUCCAGGUAGAACCGGACAGCAUAACAUAUAACAUGGUUAUCAAAGGGUUUUUCCUUGCGAGGUUCCCUGACAUGGCGGAAAGGGUUUAUACAGCGAUGCAUGGUAAGGGGUACAAACCCAAUGUGAAGAUAUACCAGACGAUGAUUCACUAUUUGUGCAAGGCAGGAAAUUUUGAUUUGGCUUAUACAAUGUGCAAGGAUUGUAUGAGAAAGAAGUGGUACCCAAACUUGGACACAGUUGAGAUGUUGCUCAAAGGGCUUGUGAAAAAGGGCCAGCUUGAUCAGGCUAAGUCGAUCAUGGGGUUAGUUCACAAACGAGAUGAUUUGGGAACUUCAAUGGAGGAUACUCACUCGAGAGCAAAAUGGCAUACACAAAGUAGUGGUGACCAUGUUCUGAAGAAACCGAUAGAAUCAUUGUCUGGUGAUGCAAGCAAUGAGCCCUGGAAAAUUCAGUUAUGCGCGUAUACUUCGGAUUCUAAGCUUUGUUGGUACGAUCGAGCCAACGUUCUGUUUCUUGUGGGGAAAAUGAAGGAAGAUACUACCGGAAACCCUCUGCAUAUCAAGUCUUUGAAUCACAUCUCUCUCCUCUGCCGAUCCGUCGAGGAAUCCAUUAGCUUUUACCAUAACGUUUUAGGGUUCCUCCCCAUUCGCAGACCUGGCUCUUUUGAUUUCGAUGGCGCUUGGUUGUUUGGACAUGGAAUUGGGAUUCAUCUUCUUCAAUCUCCUGAACCUGAGAAAUUACUCAAGAAAACAGAGAUUAAUCCCAAGGACAAUCACAUUUCUUUCCAGUGCGAAAGCAUGGAAGCGGUGGAGAAGAAGCUCAAGGAGUUGGGGAUAAAGUAUGUGAGAGCAGUGGUGGAAGAAGGAGGCAUCCAAGUGGACCAACUCUUCUUCCACGACCCUGAUGCCUUCAUGAUUGAGAUCUGCAACUGCGACAGCCUCCCCGUUGUCCCUCUCGCUGGCGAGAUGGCUCGUUCCUGCUCUCGACUCAAUAUCCGCCAGCUCGUCCACCCCUAGUUCUCUGUCUUCCCUAAUUUCUGUUUUCGUAAAUAAUUUAAGUAGUGUCCAUGCAUGUGUUUGUCUCUUUGAUUGCGUGUGAAUAUCAUUGCCUGUAAUAAAACAGAGGUAGUUGAUGUGAUUCCUCAACCGGGAAAAUGACCAUUUGCUUCACUCUGGUCUCUCUCUACCCUCAUCAGUUGAGAAACCAAACUCUCUCUCUCUUUUCUUGUUUUCCUUCUAAUACUUGUGGUUAUGAUAUCAACAAGAAAAUCUUAUAAUACAAUUGAAAUUGCCUU
Arabidopsis arenosa is the source of this 3304-nucleotide messenger RNA. The record is from the annotation of a GenBank genome assembly. NCBI's taxonomy places the organism in Eukaryota, Viridiplantae, Streptophyta, Magnoliopsida, Brassicales, Brassicaceae.